AUACAUAUAUUAUCAGUUUCCAGAGCACGCCGUUCUUACAAUCAGCAGCCAAUUGUAUAAACGAUUUAACCAUAGUAAAUACUUUUACUAUGGUUAAAAUGAACCGUAGUUAAGUUAAUCCAAUUGUAUAAACGAUUUAACGAAAUUUAAACACGCACUAACCAUGGUUAAUUUUUACCCACCUUCAUUACCAUGGUAAGCGUGUUUAACCACAACAAAGAUGGCCGACAUUCACUUGGUCAGACGACGCAGACCUCGACAAUUCAGGCGAAUUGACCGACAGGAGACGGACUUGACGGACGAUGAGGUGCGCCGGAGGUACAGGUUUUCUUCUGACAACAUUGACAGACUUGUACGACUGUUGGAGCCGUCGCUUCAAAGACCGACACGACGGAACAAGGCGCUGACCGUACGGCAACAACUCCUUCUGACAUUGAGGUUUCUUGCGUCUGGGGCAUUUCUUCAAAUUAUUGGUGAUACCUUCGGCGUAGACAUUGCUACUGUGUCCCGGGUGGUGACGAACGUGACUGACUGUUUAUUCGCACUGAAAGACACUGUGAUCAAGUUUCCAUUGACGGACGCUGACCGACGCCGCGUUAUGGCUGGUUUUUUCGCAAUGAGGGGCUUCCCGGGAGUCAUCGGUUGUGUUGAUUGCACCCAUGUACGAAUAAUUUCUCCCGGAGGUGAGGACGAACCGUCCUAUGUAAAUAGGAAAGGUUUCCACUCCCUCAAUGUGCAGGCAACGUGCGACCAUAAAGGGAUGUUCACUAGCAUAAACGCAUGUUGGCCUGGAUGCUGUCACGACUCGCACAUUCUUCGGAUGUCUAACAUUGGACAGCAUUUGGCCAGUCACCAUCAAGAUCCUGAGCGUGGAUAUUUACUGGGUGACAGCGGUUAUCCGUGUCGUCCUUUUUUGAUGACUCCCUUCAUGCAGCCAGUGUCAGAUGCUCAGCAGAGAUACAAUACCGCUCACAUCGGCACACGGAAUUGCAUAGAAAGAGCCUUUGGAGUUUGGAAAAGGACGUUCCAUGUACUCCAUGGGGAGAUACGCAUGAAACCCACCAAGGUCACGCGAAUUGUGAUAGCCUGUGCCGUACUGCACAACUUGAGAUUGAUGUGGGGUGAACCACCAAUGGAUCCAGAACAGCUGGAUGACGUACCACAAGGCGACAUGUUUCAAGCGGCAAAUGAUGGCAGACGAGUUCGGGACACAAUUGUUGCCAAUUACUUUAUGUAAUUUUAUUGAUAUUUUCUAAAACAUCGCCAUUAAUUACAUGAAUUAAUGGCUGAAUGAAUAAAAUUGUACGAGACACUAUACAUAAUUGCAAUCAUACAAAAACAAUAUGAAAUUCAAAAAAGUAAAUGAGAAUACAUGUAAAC
This is a messenger RNA of Dreissena polymorpha, 1380 nucleotides long. RefSeq names its product putative nuclease HARBI1. Bases 221 to 1237 code for a protein of 338 amino acids. Lineage: Eukaryota; Metazoa; Mollusca; Bivalvia; Myida; Dreissenidae. The transcript is spliced from 5 exons. The record is from RefSeq and is a predicted model, not a curated record.